Messenger RNA from Mycena indigotica, 3096 nucleotides. RefSeq names its product CxC2 domain-containing protein. The coding region runs from base 1 to 3096 and encodes 1031 amino acids. Lineage: Eukaryota; Fungi; Basidiomycota; Agaricomycetes; Agaricales; Mycenaceae. The record is from RefSeq and is a predicted model, not a curated record. The transcript has 14 exons. Gene Ontology annotation, biological process: pteridine-containing compound metabolic process.
AUGUCUUCGCAGAAAAGCAAGAAGAAGCAGAAGAAUACCUUCCGAGUGGGGGCUCUACAUCGGACGGGGAGACACGGUGACCAUGGGACUCAUUUCCGCGCCAAUGGCGAGGCUGUCGGGAGGCUCGUCAACGUCCAGCCUGCGAAACGUCCUCGCCUUGGAGUUAACGAUGCUCUUGGGUCCUGGACACCGUUUACCGAGGAGGGAUGGGCGCAGUCUGCUUCUUUGGCAGACGAAGUCAUGGUGGAGAUCCCGCCCAUAAGGAAAUGGUAUCUGAGCUCGGACAACCCAAUGGCCGUAUGGCGGAAACACAAGGCGAAGUUUCUGGACGAGUUACUUCGAGCUGAAGGUCUGGGUGGGGGCUUCCACAUACCUACCUGCGCCCAGUGCGGACAAGAAGCCAUCCGCUUUUUCAAGUGCCCUCACUGUGGCCAGUUUUUGCAAUGCGAAGACUGUCUCAAACGGCGCCACGAACAACUCCCUCUACAUCGUCCACAGAUGUGGAAUGGCCUAUUUUGGACAACAUGUUCUCUGUACGACGACCCAAACGCGGAUGUGCGCCUGGGAAUGUGCUACCAACUCGGACAUUACGGUUUUCCUUGCGCGGCGCCGGAGCCCAUGGUGCGAACCCUGGUCAUUUUAGAUGUCGGGGGAAUCACCAAGUUAGAUUGCCGUUUUUGUGGAUGCUCUGAGAGUCUUCGCCAUCGACACGGCCACAUAUCACAGCUGCUCGAUAAUGCGUGGUAUCCUGCGACAAUUUCGAGUCCAUCGACAUGUGCAACAUUCGAACUGCUCGACAUGUUCCGACUGCUGAAGGUUGUGGGGAAUGUCACCGCCCACGACCUUCUUCGCAGCCUGGAGCGAUUGAGUAAUGCGACCUUGACGAGAAAAAUGCCCGACCGCUAUAAAUCUUUUCUUCGAAUGUCAAGACAAUACGACUAUCUCAUCAGAGCUAAACGCGCUGGCCGGGGACAUUGUCCUAAUGGUCUUCAAACGACUGGAGCUGGGGGUUUGGCUGUACAAUGCUGGGCUUGUCCAGAUCCCGAAUGUAAUCUACCGGAGGGGUGGCAAGAGGCUCCCCAGAGCGACUCAUUCCUCUAUGCAUUAAUGCUCACCAUCGACACCAACUUUAGGCUCAAAAACCGCAUUCAGUCUAACGAGCGUGAUGACCCAUCGCUAUGUGCGGGCCAGGGCUAUUUCGUUCUCAACGAGCCCUACAAGCAUCAUCUGCGUAACUACGUGGCUGAAGAGGAUACGAGCACGUGUAUUGCCUUCCAAGCCCUCAUGCAAAAAGAGACAAAACUUACAACUGGGCUACGCGUAUCCGGAGUCGGCGAUUAUGCCAAUAUGGAUUGGGUAGUGCUAUCGGCUUUGCGCUGGACCACCGUACGGCGAUUGGUGUUAUCCUACGACAUCGCUUGUCAGUGGAAGCAGCGUUUGAAACUGCGGGCCAAGGUUUUGGUGAAGGGCGAGGAAGAGCGGGUCAAAGAAUGGGCCAUUGACCACGGAUGGAGUAGCAGCAGCGAACAAGGCCCCGUUCCCUUGGCUGGGUCGAAGGCCAUCGGCACCGACCUCGAUAACUACGACAUCCAAUUUGCACUCCCCGUUUGGCACGCAGCAGCGCACGAAACAAGCUGCCAGGCGGCAAAUUCUUUGAGCCAUGCCGUUGGCGUUGGGCGUACCGAUGGGGAAGGCAUCGAGAGAACGUGGGCUCUUUUGAACCCAAUCGGAUAUUUGACGAAGGAGAUGGGGGAGGGGAGCCGACAUGAUGUGAUCGAAGAAAAGGUCGACUAUUUGAACUUUGAGAAGAACGUGAAGGAGGGGGACACGUUGGCGAGGAAGAUGAUCAUCGCAAUGGCGGAACGUGACAGGCAAAGGGAGCAAUUCAAAGAGGUCGAUGUCAGCCUGACCCCGGCAAUGCGGACGGAUUGGCAAGGAAGACUGGAUCGUUGGAAUGCCGACCCAUCUGCUCCAAAUCCUUAUGUCCUCGAUGGUAAUCAAGGUCGGUCGGAGGCACAAAUACUUGCCGAUUUGAAGCGCGCCGAGCUGGAAGACCUGCGAGGGGGGACCUGGAGGAUAUGCAGUGGGCGACGCAUCACUGCCGAGGUCAAGGAAGCAACCAACUUGACUGCUGAGCGCUCAAGUCAGAUUGACGAACAACGAGCGUCGUUCUACAAGAAGCUUCAUAGCUGGGAAACACAUCAACGGGUAUUCAUGCCGGGGGUUGGCGCCUUACGCCUGAAGGAGGAGGAGAAAAGGAAUCCUGAGGCGCCACCUCCACUGGCCGAAGAAAUAAAACUGUGGUUACCGUCGGAUCUUACUGCAGAAGAACGGCGGCUGGCUUGUCGGACAGGACUGGCGGAGACGGAAUCGAAACUGCGGCAGGGACAAUGCGCAGACGCGUUGGACAACCUGCGCGGCCAUCUACAGAGCAAGAUGCACAUAAUCGAUUACCGAAACGCUAAUGCUGUGGGGCAACGAGCAUCAACCCGGUCCAAUACGGUCAUAACUCGGAUUAACGGACAUGUGAAGCGGGAAACGAUAAAGUAUAGGACAGCAUACGAGGCUGGUCAGCGUUUGGAGGAGGGUUUUGCCCCGGAGUUCCAGACGCUGAAGGAUGAGGAUAUACGGGUAAUGGGCGAGGUGGAAAGCGAUGCGGCAGCAAGAGCAGCUUUAGGCCGAGCGGGAACCAAUCGACGUCUCAGAAAUGAGCCAGCAAUACCAGAACGACCGAUUCCUGUGUCCUGGAUUUGGAGGGGCUCUGGGCCGCAAGGUCUACAUGAUUCUCUACGUGUGCAAUGGACAAAGGCGGAGGAAAUGCGGAGGGUGUUGCAGAGCCUGAACGCAAUACAGGAGGAAUGGCGCGGAAGGGUCGAUGGCCGGCCAGAGGUCGAUGUAGCACUAGACGAAGGGCUGAAGGCCUAUGCGCGUCGCCAAGCAACCGUAUAUGGGCGGAUUUCCGCCAAAUUCCAAGCUCGAUGGAGCGCAUCGGCAGCGGAGGGCGUGCGAACGGUGCUGGAUGAGGGGCGGGAGCAUGACGCCGAGGAGGAAGCGGAUUGGGAAGAUGUGGGUGCGGACGUAACCGGAGCUAGAUAG